UGUUUGGAUAAAUAACUCAGUGAUUGGUCUCUAAAUUGAAAUUGACUUUACUUCCAACAAUUUUCAACGAUUAAAUAUCAUUUUCCAAACUAAAUGGUUUAUAGUUUACGCAAUAUUGAUUACAUUAAUUAUUUAAUUAACAAAAUGGCUGAAAUAUUAAAUUUGUUAUGAACUUCCAAGGUCUUAGUCGAUCUUAUUAGGGGCAGGGGAAUAUAAUCACACAAAACAGCGAUUUGAUUGAUCUGAAUCUGAACUAUUUGAAUUAAUAAAUAAAUAUAUAUAAUAUGUUAUAUCGAUGUUUUAAAUAAAAUUUUUUAAUAUAUGGGUCAUAAUUUAUAAAUAUAUAUUUGAUAAUUUAAGUAUUCUAAGCUAUUUCAAAAUGAUUAAGAUUCUUACUUGGAUCUUAAAAGCCUUCAAAAUAUCAAAAUUUGAUAGUGGUUAAUGGAAGAAGCCAAAUAAAAAAUCUACCUAUUGUUGAAUACAGGUAAAUCAAGAAAUACUUUGAUCUGUAUAUUAACUAUAAAGUAUUUAGUUCAUAACUAUGGCAAUGGGAAAAUCAUAUCGCGUCUACGAAAAACUGAAGUCUCCAAAUCCACAUUCUGUUAUAUUAGAACACCGAAAUUCCAGUGAGACAUUGCUGUUCGAAUCUCAAGCUAUAGCUGUGCUUACUGGAAGUGAAACUGACUCUUUAAAAUCGCAGUAUACAAAGUUGUUGGAUGCUUAUGGAUGUCUUGGUGUAUUACAGUUUCAUCAUGGCGAUAGUACUCUACUCUAUUUAGUUAUGAUUACUAGCUGUUAUUCCGUUGGAAAAAUUUAUGAUUCAGAAAUAUUUCGAAUUACACAAACGAAUUUUAUUCCAUUGCAUUAUAUUCAAAAUAUUAAUGAUGAUCGUAUUGCCGAAGUUAGAAAAGUAUUAAAUUCUGGAACUUUCUACUUCUCAUGGUCUUCUGGUACUGAUCAUCCUUUAGACAUUACUCUUAGUGCUCAACAAAGAUAUGCUGCGCGUUGUACAGAUAAUCGAUUUUUCUGGAAUCGAAUGCUUCAUAUACAUUUACUUCGUUUUGGUGUGAAUACAGAUAUUUGGUUACUUAAAGCCGUAUGUGGAAGUGUGGAAAUUAGAACAGUCUAUGUAGGACACAGGCAAGCUAGAGCUGUUUUAAUUUCUAGAUUGAGUUGUGAAAGAGCUGGUACCAGGUUUAAUGUUCGUGGAACCAAUGAUGAUGGACAUGUAGCUAAUUUUGUCGAAACAGAACAAAUAAUUUACUUAGAUAAUGAAGUUUCUUCUUAUAUACAAACACGUGGUUCUAUACCCCUAUUUUGGGAACAACCAGGUAUUCAAGUUGGUUCUCAUAAGGUAAAAAUAUCUAGAGGCUUUGAGUGUUCUGCUCCAGCAUUUGAUCGCCAUUUUAAAUUACUUAAAAACAGAUACGGCAAUCAAGUAAUAGUGAACUUAUUAGCAUCCAAUUUUACUAGCACUAAAGAAGGUGAAGCAUUACUUAGUCAACUUUUUCAAGACCAUCAAAACAGCUCAAAUCAUACGGAUAUGCCGCAUAUUCUUUUUGAUUAUCAUCAAGAAUGUCGCGCCGGAAAUAUAAAAAACUUAAUGAAACUUAAAGAUAAAGUAUCUGUUUACAUGGAUGAAUUUUCUUUUUUUCACUCAAUUGGUCAAGAAAUACUAAAGCUGCAAAAUGGUACCAUUCGUACUAACUGUCUUGACUGUUUAGAUAGAACUAAUUGUGUGCAAACAUUUCUUGCAUUAGAAAUCCUACAAAAACAAUUAAUAGCCUUGAAACUUAACGAAAAACAACAAAUUAUUGCAAGAUUUGAUGAAGUCUUUCGUCAAAUGUGGAUUAAUAAUGGCAAUGAAAUCAGUAAAAUUUAUGCUGGUACAGGUGCAAUUCAAGGUAGUUCGAAGAUAAUGGAUGGUGCUCGUUCCGCAGCUAGAACAAUUCAAAAUAAUCUUUUAGAUUCAAAUAAACAAGAAGCUAUUGAUAUUUUACUCCUCGGAUCGGCACUAAAUACUGAACUAGCUGAUAGAGCAAGACUGCUAUUGUCACCAAGUAUGUUACAUGCUCCAUCCAGUGUACUAAAAGAAAUGUGUAAGAGACAUAAAGAUUACACAGAUAUAAAGAAUAUUAGAGUUGGCGUAGCUACGUAUAAUGUUAACGGUGGAAAACAUUUUCGAAGUGUGGUUUAUAAAGAUGUAACUCUAUCAGAUUGGCUACUUGAUGCUUAUAUUAAAUCAUCAAAGUUCAUGGAAUUAAGUCAUGGUAAUAAUCCUGUCGAUAUAUUUGCAAUAGGAUUCGAAGAAAUCGUUGAUUUAAAUGCUAGUAAUAUUGUAGCCACUAGCAGUGAAAACGCUAAAGCAUGGGCUGAUGAGUUACAAAAAGUUUUAUCAAGAGAUCACGAAUAUGUUUUACUUACUUAUCAACAACUUGUGGGAGUAUGUCUAUAUAUUUUCAUUCGACCAAUGUAUGUUGAGUUUUUAAGAGAUGUUGCUGUAGAUUCAGUCAAAACUGGUCUAGGAGGAGCAACUGGAAAUAAAGGAGCCUGUGCGAUUCGUUUUGUAUUAUAUUCUACAUCAUUUUGUUUUGUUUGUGCUCAUUUUGCUGCUGGACAAUCACAGGUUAAUGAAAGAAAUGCUGAUUAUGCAGAAAUAACUCGAAGAAUCAUUUUUCCAAUGGGAAGAACAUUGAAUGCUCACGAUUAUGUAUUUUGGUGUGGAGACUUUAAUUACAGAGUUGAUAUAAAUAAAGAUGAAAUGAAAGAAAUGUUGAAAAAAAAUGAAAUUUCUCAUCUCCUAAAAUAUGAUCAACUUAAUAUACAAAAACAGCAAGGAAAUGUUUUCAAGAAUUUUAUUGAGGGUCCCAUUGAUUUUUUACCAACUUAUAAAUAUGAUCUUUUCUCAGAUGAUUACGAUACUAGUGAAAAAUGCCGACAGCCAGCAUGGACGGACCGAGUCUUAUGGAAACGUCGGAAAUUCUUAUACAACGAUGAAGGCGAUGAAGAUUGGAAUAUUGGAAAACUAAUAUAUUAUGGCAGAGGAGAAUUAAAACAAAGUGACCAUCGUCCAGUUGUUGCUAUCGUUGACAUUGAAAUCCAAUGUACUGAUCAACUCCAACGGUGCCACGUGUUUCGCCAAGUAAUUCAAAAUUUAGGUCCUCCAGAUGGAACAGUAAUCAUUCAGUUGGAUGAAAAUAAACACGACGUUGAGAAUAUUAUAGAAACGGAUUUUAUGAACUCUCUUGUACAAAAUCUAUCAGAAAUUGGAGAAAUUCUACUCGUAAGAUUUGUGAAUGAUACAAUUUGGGUAACAUUUCGAGAUGGUCAAAGUGCAUUGGCUGCUGUACAAAAAGGCACAAUUGCUUUUUAUGGAAAUAUUUUACAUUUGACAUUGAAAUCCCCUGAUUGGGUCCCUUUUGUUGAAAAAGAAAUUGAUUACUUUAAAAACGAUGAAAUUCUUCAUGAAAACGAAAAUCUAAACAUUGAAAAAGGACAUAUGAACUAUUAUAGCAAAAACUUUCAAAAUCCAUUAAUUAAUCCUUCACAUAAAUCGCCACCACCAAGACCUGUGCCACCGUCAAAAUCUUCAACGAUUUUAGGAACAAAUAUAGAUUUAAUCCAGAAAUCUGUCAGUGUAGAAAAACAUAAAGCUUCAGUGGAAGAGUCUACGAUACAUGAAGAGAUAACUGAAAAUAUUUCUAGUUCAUCUAUUUCUGAUCAUACAAAUAUAAGUUCUUCGGAAAAUGUAGAUAAAAAAUACGUAAACGCUCCUCCCUUACCGAUGAGGCAACUCCCUCUACCUCCUCCAAGAGUGCCCCCACCAGUAUUACCAUCAUCGAUACCACCACCUAUUCCUGCAAGAUCCUCUACAGCACCUCCAGUACCUGCUAGAAAUAAUAUUUAAUGUAUAUAUACAAACAACUCUACAGAGUACAAUAAGAUUUCAUUAUUUAAAUGUUGUAUAAAUUACAUAAAAUUUACGACAUAUUGCAUUGAAAUAAAUAAAUAAGUAAAUAUGUACUUUGUAGCUGAGCUACAAGAAAAUAUAAAUAUAUAUAUA
Molecule: messenger RNA, 4063 nt
Organism: Phymastichus coffea
Lineage: Eukaryota; Metazoa; Arthropoda; Insecta; Hymenoptera; Eulophidae
Gene: Synj
Product: synaptojanin-1
Exons: 8
Coding region: 542-3907 (1121 amino acids)
Biological process (GO): phosphatidylinositol dephosphorylation; synaptic vesicle endocytosis
Molecular function (GO): phosphatidylinositol-4,5-bisphosphate 5-phosphatase activity; nucleic acid binding
Source: RefSeq, a predicted model, not a curated record